CGGGUGAAGUCCCGCCUCUUGGUUCGGUGUGAGCAGUCAGGGGUGCAGGCAAUGCUGUGAGUCAGUGCGGUGUGUGACCGUGAGGGAGAAGGAAGGUGCUGAGGCGGAUACGCGUCUACCCCGCCUCCUGGGGCUGCCAUAGAAACAACCCCGGCUCUGUUGUGCGUCCCUUUCCUCAGCCCUGGGCACGGUGACUGCCUCUAUGGAGGACGCGCUGCCCUCCGGACUGCUGGAGGUGUGCGCCCUGGUGGGAGCCCCCGCCGACAGGAUCCGGGAAAUAGACAAGGUUGCCCAGAAAGGAAUAAGAAGUUCUCAAGUUUUAGAGCCAGAAAUCAUCUCUAUAUUCGUCCCACCCUUUACAUCCAAAGAGGAGACCCCAACAGCCCCUUCUGCCCAGAACUAUCAACGGUUAGCGAAGAGGCGCUCCUUCCGGAAAAAGAAAGACAAGCCCAAGUCUGAGCACGGGUCGGAUAACAAAACGGACAAGAAAGACGCGCCUGCCGAGGACAUCACAGUUCCUAAGGAUAUAGAUCUUGAUGGCUUGCCGCAACUGUGCUUUCCAGGAGGCCUUCAACCUUCGUCAGAUCCAAAAGAGCACUCUUUCCAUUUCUUAGUUUUUACAGAUGUUAUGGGGAAGAGGACGUAUGGAGUGGUCAUGCAGUACUAUAGAUCUGUGCAGGAUACAACAAGCCUUCAUAAUGGACAGAUAUACUGGGAUUAUAACUCAAGUCAUACGAAGGCCCGGGACACCUUUGUUCCGUAUGCAUUGUGUGUCAUAUCAAGGUUUCCAUACUACAGCGCACUAAAAGAUUGUCUUUCAUGCUUACUGAUGCAGCUGAAAUCCUGCAAGGAUUCCGAUACAGAUAAUCGCAUCAAGGAAUUUGCAGCAAAACUGUGCCUGAUACCAAGCCCCCCACCCGGACCCCUCAAUUUGGUGUUGAGCAUGAAACCUCUUCAGAUCGUUUUCCCAUCAAGAGAAGAUUUAGACAGUCCAUUAAUCGACUUCGAUCUUCACCUUCCUUUUCUGUGCUUCAGUCCCAAGCAGGUGUUAGAGAUCAUGUCGUGCAUCCUGACCGAGCAGAAAAUUGUCUUCUUCUCCUCUGACUGGGCCCUUCUCACACUCAUCGCUGAAUGCUUUAUGGUUUACCUGUACCCCAUGCAGUGGCAGCAUACAUUUGUGCCAAUUUUGUCACGUCAGAUGUUGGACUUUAUCAUGGCGCCAACGUCCUUUUUAAUGGGGUGCCAUCUGGAUCACUUUGAAGAGGUUAAGAAGGAAGCAGAGGAUUUGGUACUAAUCAGCAUUGAUGGUGGGUCAAUAUUGUACCCCCUGCCUACUGAAGAGGAGGGAGAGGUUCCCGAUGUUCCUGUAGAAGCUGCAGAAUCCUUCAUACAGAGGGUAGAGAGCCUUCAGAUGCACUAUGACUUGGAGUUGGCCCACCUCGGUGCUUUCAUGGAUCUUGGCGAGUUACGAAUGCGCAAGAGAAUGUGGCAGCGAAAUCUCAAUAGCGAAGUGCAGAAAAUCACCCUGCAGCUUAUUGUGGACAUAUUCAGGGAUGUAAAAGCCCACCUCAAUUUUGAACACCGAGUAUUUAACAGUGAGGAAUUCCUGAAAUCCAGAGCAGUGGGAGACCAGCCAUUUUAUAAAAAGGUCUUAGACACAUACAUGUUCCAUUCAUUUUUAAAAGCUCGUCUGAAUAAAAGAAUGGAUGCUUUCUGUCAGAUGGAGUGGAACACGUCUUCUGAAACAAAUGGACGAUUCAGUACGCUGUUUGACAGCCCAAGAAGGGCCACCGCAAAAUUGAAGCGCUUUCGGCCGGAGCACAUGUUCAGUAAGAAACUUGUCAUAAGUAUGCCGAAUCUGCUAGAAGCUAAAGAGACUGAGGUUCCCAGGCAGUGGUCUCUCAGGAGGCCAGACUCUACUAACGACCUGAAAUCAUCAACAAAACCUGUUUAUACUUUCAAGCUGCCGGAAAUAAAUUUCCCUCUUUUGGGUCGGUGUGUGCAAAACUACUACACAGAGCUGAAUAACUACCUCAACAAAGAGAUUGCCUGCCUGCCCCCCGAUAACUCUACCCUGCUUGCCCGAUACUAUUACCUACGCGGCCUGGUCUAUUUAAUGCAGGGAAAACCGGUGGUUGCACUUUGUGACUUUCAGAGCUUGUAUAAGACUGACAUUAGAAUCUUCCCGGUCGAGUUGGUGAAAAAGGUUGUGGUGUCGUUAUCGGCGUCCGAGCGGCAGCAGGCGGAACGCAGGCCGGAACUCAAGAGACUCAUUAGCCAGGUAUUGGAAACGGAAAGGGAGAUGGCCAAGUUGGACGACCACGUAAAGAAGUUUUCCUUGCCAAAGACACACAUGCACCUGGAUGAUUUUGUGCGUCGCAUUCAGGAAUCGGGGAUUGUCAAAGAUGUCGAAACGAUUCAGAGACUGUUCGAUGCUUUAACUGUAGGUCACCAGAAACAGAUAGACCCAGAAAUUUUUAGGGAUUUCUACAAUUACUGGAAGGAAACAGAAGCAGAAGCCGAGGAGAGCCUGCCUCCCCAAAUAACAGAAAACCUGGAUAAGAACGAGUGUGUCUACAAGCUGUCCAACUCCGUCAAGACCAACUACGGGGUGGGGAAGAUUGCAAUGACUCAGAAGCGCCUGUUUCUCUUGCUGGAGGGAAGAUCUGGCUUUGUUGAAAUCGCUCCAUUCCGAAACAUAGAGGAAGUUAGAAUCACCACUGUAACCUUCAUUGUGAUGAGGAUACCAACUCUUCGAAUAAAAGCCUCAACCAAAAAAGAGAUCUUUGAAGCCAACCUGAAGACAGAAUGUGAACUGUGGCACCUCAUGAUCAAAGAGAUGUGGGCCGGCAGGAAAAUGGCUGACGACCACAAGGAUCCGCAGUACAUCCAGGAGGCGCUAACGAAUGCCCUGCUGAUGGAUGCAGUCGUCGGCUCCUUGCAGACCACAAAAGCCAUUUAUGCUGCUUCUAAACUUUCCCACUUUGAUAAGAUGAGGAACGAAGUGCCCAUGAUGGUCCCAAAAACAACUGCAGAAACCUUAAAGCACAGAAUUAACCCUUCCGUUGGCGAGACUGUCCCGCAGUCAGUGGAUGUGCUGCUCUAUACACCAGGCCAACUGGAUGCUUCCGGAAGAGAUGAUUCCUCAAAACUGUGGUGUGCACUAGGAGAAGGAAAAGUCGUUGUCUUCAACGCUUCUACUUGGUCUGUCCAACAACACAACGUUAAAGUGGGAAAUUCUAAGCUAAGGUGCAUGGUGGGAGUGGAGCAAAGUCAGGUUUGGAUUGGAUCCAGCGACUCUUCCAUUUACAUCAUAAACACUCACAGUAUGGUGUGUAACAAGCAGCUUACUGCCCAUCGGUCGGAAGUAGUCGAUAUUCUCUCAGAUGAUAAAAAGAUUCAGGACAGACUCUCCUUCUCCUGCAGCGUGGAUGGGAACAUUUUGGCCUGGGACAUCAGUACCCUGAAGAUACACCACAAAUUUAAGCUGGAGGGCCAUUCAAUAAACUCGAUGAGGCUCUACAAGGAUCUCCUCCUGUUCUGCACAAGAGAGUGCAUUCUUGUCACCAAAAAAUCAGGCCUAGUAUAUCAGAGGGUGGAAAUUGCCGAAAAUCUCAGGAAAGUGGGCUCUUCCUUUUCCGCCAUUCAGUUAUUUUCUCCGAAGGGUCAGCUGUGGGUGUCCUAUGCCGCAAAUAAUGAAAUAUCCGUCUUUGAUAUGAAUGACUUAUCCAGGCCUGCACACAAGGUCGUCCUUCAGGACUGUACUCAGAUCACUUGCAUGCUGAGAGUCAAACAUCAGAUCUGGGUUGGCAGCAAGGGCAUCUCCCAAGGCAAACAGAAAGGAAAGAUCUACGUCAUUGACGCAGAGAAGAAGACUGUGGAGAAGGAACUGGUUGCGCACGUGGAUAUAGUCAAAUCCCUCUGUUCGGCGGAGGACAGAUACGUUCUGAGCGGCUCCGGGAAAGAAGAUGGGAAAGUCGCUAUUUGGAAAGUAGAAGAUUCAUCUGUGAUAACUUUUCAGAUUUAAACUUAUUGCUGCUGUAGAAACUUCCGAUGCUGUGCCACGUGUCUGUGCCACGUUCCGCCAAGGGCCCCAAACUGAGCAACUGCUGCCGGACGGGAGGAACAGACCAAUCAAUAUCCGUGCAGUGUUCCCUCUGUUGCAUAAAGAGUUGUAUUAAACAGGAGACAUGUUCCAGAUGGAUUACAGUGGAUUAUAUAAUGGGCAGGUUAUACUCAAGCAGGGGAUUAUACAUAUAGCCCAGAUCUGGGCACCAGCUUCCCACAGUUCCUCUCAAUUCAUUUGGGUUCAGUUACUAACACUAAACAGCCUUGGUUACUUAGUGAUGUCAGCAGUCAUGUGAUUGGAAAUGCAUUGGAGCAAGCAGUCGCAUUCAGACUGAAUCGGCCUGAGUCAUGUGAUUGGAAAUGCAUUGGAGCAAGCAGUCGCAUUCAGACUGAAUCGGCCCGAGUCAUGUGAUUGGAAAUACAUUGGAGCAAGCAGUCGCAUUCAGACUGAAAUGGCCCGAGUCAUGUGAUUGGAAAUACAUUGGAGCAAGCAGUCGCAUUCAGACUGAAAUGGCCCGAGUCAUGUGAUUGGAAAUACAUUGGAGCAAGCAGUCGCAUUCAGACUGAAAUGGCCCGAGUCAUGUGAUUGGAAAUGCAUCAGAGCAAGCAGUCGCAUUCAGACUGAAUCGGCCUGAGUCAUGUGAUUGGAAAUGCAUUGGAGCAAGCAGUCGCAUUCAGACUGAAAUGGCCCGAGUCAUGUGAUUGGAAAUGCAUCAGAGCAAGCAGUCGCAUUCAGACUGAAAUGGCCCGAGUCAUGUGAUUGGAAAUGGGCCGGACGGUUCCACUCACGCUUGAAAGAAUCUCUGCUACAAGCCAAUCGGAAAGAAGGAAACUUGGGGCCCCCUGCUCAGAUAUCCACAAUUUUUAACUUUCUUCAACGGAUCCUUCAUUUACUCUGCCACUGGGAUAUCAUGAUGAUGAUGAUGAAGAUGAUGAACAAGACCUGUGUAUUUACAUUGAACCGUAAACAACACAACCUGCCGUGACAUAAACCACAAAAGUGGGUUUUUCACACUAGAAUUAUUUAAUUAAGGGAACGUUGCCCAGAGGGUUAACGUUCUGGUUUUAGGAUGUCGAGUUAUAUUCCGUUACACCAACAAACGACCAGAAAAACAUGGGACUUGUACAGAGCGGUUGGUAUUUAUUUUCCAUUGGUUUAAAUACUGUGUAUUUAUUUGUGUUUGUGCUGCUCGGCCUUGAAAAAUCUGAAUAUUUGGUGCAUCAGUGACAUCCAGGGUUCAGCUGUCGCCUCCAUAUGGCAGAAAGUUGCCGCGGGGAUGGCGGAGGCUUCAGAAUGGGGCCCCAAACUGACUCCAGAGCAGAUUUAGUCAGCGCAGAUCCAUCAUUUUAUUUUUUUUUGCCUUUGUAUUGGUAGUGUAAGGGAAAUAUAUAAAUAUAAUAAGGUGAAUGGGUAAUUAUUUCCAUGUUACUCUGUUUUACCUUAGCUUCUAUAUGGCAGCAUAGGGAUUCCCCUGUACUAAGCACAAUUCAGCAGGAACAGCCCCCUAAGUUUGCUCAUAGCCUGUACAGAGAGAUACCAUAAAACUAUGGCAGCAUAGGGAUUCCCCUGUACUAAGCACAAUUCAGCAGGAACAGCCCCCUAAGUUUGCCCAUAGCCUGUACAGAGAGAUACCAUAA
This is a messenger RNA of Xenopus tropicalis (tropical clawed frog), 5706 nucleotides long. RefSeq names its product DENN/MADD domain containing 3 (gene dennd3). Gene Ontology annotation, cellular component: cytoplasm. Gene Ontology annotation, molecular function: guanyl-nucleotide exchange factor activity. The record is from RefSeq and is a predicted model, not a curated record. The coding region runs from base 203 to 4027 and encodes 1274 amino acids. The transcript is spliced from 23 exons. NCBI's taxonomy places the organism in Eukaryota, Metazoa, Chordata, Amphibia, Anura, Pipidae.